Molecule: messenger RNA, 1942 nt
Organism: Castor canadensis (American beaver)
Lineage: Eukaryota; Metazoa; Chordata; Mammalia; Rodentia; Castoridae
Source: RefSeq, a predicted model, not a curated record
UCACCUUUGAAUGCGCCCUCCAGUGGCAGGAAGUUGUAAUGGUUAUUGAAAAGUCAUAACGGAAUGACCAUAUGGGAGGCUCGCUAAUUAUGAAACAAGCAAUGAAACACUUGAGGGCUGUAGUUGUUUGGGUGUUUUCACACUUCGUGUUCCUUCUUUUUCCCUGGCUCCCCAGAAUGGCUUCUUCUGAGGAGCAAGGAAGUGCCCCUUGUGGUUUCAUCCGCCAAAAUUCUGGCAACUCCAUUUCCUUGGACUUUGAGCCCAACACUGAGUACCAGUUUGUGGAGCAACUGGAAGAGCGCUACAAGUGUGCCUUCUGCCACUCGGUGCUUCACAACCCCCACCAGACAGGUUGUGGGCACCGCUUCUGCCAGGGCUGCAUCCUGUCCUUGAGAAAAUUAAACUCAGUGCCAAUCUGCCCUGUAGAUAAAGAAGUUAUCAAAUCUCAGGAGAUAUUUAAAGAUAAUUGCUGCAAAAGGGAAGUCCUCAAUUUAUACGUAUAUUGCAAAAAUGCUCCUGGAUGUAAUGCCAAGAUUAUUCUGGGACGAUAUCAGGACCACCUCCAGCAGUGUUCAUUUCAAUCUGUGCCCUGUUCCAAUGAGAACUGUUGGGAAGCAGUGCUCCGAAAAGACCUGAAGGAGCAUUUGGGCGCAUACUGUCAGUUUCGAGAGGAAAGAUGCCUUUACUGCAAAAAGGAUGUGGCAGUAAUCAAUCUGCAGAACCACAAGGAAAACUUGUGUCCUGAGUACCCGGUAUCUUGUCCCAACAAGUGUUUGCAGAGUAUUCCAAGAACUAAGGUGAAUGAACACCUUGCUGUGUGUCCUGAGACUGAACAGGACUGUCCUUUCAAACACUAUGGCUGUACUGUGAAGGGUAAGCGGGGGAACCUGCAGGAACAUGAGCAUUCAGCAUUGCGGGACCACAUGCUUCUGGUUUUAGAAAAGACCUUCCAAUUAGAAGAACAGAUUUCUGACUUAUAUAAGAGCCUAGAACAAAAAGAAAGUAAGAUCCAGCAGCUAGCAGAAACUGUAAAGAAAUUCGAAAAGGAAUUCAAGCAGUUUGCACAAUUGUUUGGCAAAAAUGGAAGCUUCCUCUCAAACAUUCAGGUUCUCACCAGUCACAUUGACAAGUCUGCUUGGCUAGAAGCCCAAGUACGUCAGUUACUACAAAUGGUUAACCAGCAACAAAAUAAAUUUGACCUGAGGUCUUUGGUGGAAGCGAUUGAUACAGUGAAACAGAAAAUUACCCUGUUAGAAACCAAUGAUCAAAGACUAGUCGUUUUAGAAGGGGAGACUAGCAAGCAUGAUGCACACAUUAAUAUCCACAAAGCACAGCUGAAUAAAAAUGAAGAGCGAUUUAAAUUGCUGGAGGGUGCCUGCUACAAUGGGAAGCUCAUUUGGAAGGUGACAGAUUACAAGAUGAAGAAGAGAGAGGCAGUGGACGGGCACACAGUGUCCAUCUUCAGCCAGCCCUUCUAUACCAGCCGCUGUGGUUACCGGCUCUGUGCUAGAGCAUACCUAAAUGGGGACGGGUCCGGGAAGGGGACGCAUCUGUCCCUCUACUUUGUGGUGAUGCGAGGAGAGUUUGACUCACUGUUACAGUGGCCAUUCAGGCAGAGGGUAACCCUGAUGCUUUUGGACCAGAGUGGCAAAAAGAACCACAUUAUGGAGACCUUCAAAGCUGACCCCAACAGCAGCAGCUUUAAAAGACCUGACGGAGAGAUGAACAUUGCAUCUGGGUGUCCUCGCUUUGUGGCUCAUUCCACUUUGGAGAAUGCCAAGAACACCUACAUUAAAGAUGACACCCUGUUCUUGAAAGUGGCUGUGGAUUUAACUGACCUGGAGGAUCUCUAGUCACAACUUGUGGGGUGGGAAGAAAAGUUCUUGGGUCCAGAAGCAUGGAGGAAGACACAUUUGAGGAUCAUGAUGACCUGCAUUUAGAC